CUGUUCAUGGAUAAAUUCGGAGAGGUUUUUGCAGGAUCUCACAACCAGAGAGCAGUUUGAUCCAGGAAAGGAAUCUCCGAGGUGGAUCCAACCAACUCCAAAGGCCAUUUUGACCUCCCGCUUGGUCUGGUCUGCAGCUGACCAGCAUGGGGACCCUUCACACCUUUCUCCUCAUCCUGGUCGGCCUGGCCGGGUCUCGGGCUCAGGAAGAUCUCUGAGGAAAGGCCUUCGUUUUCCCAGAGGCCUCCAACAUGUCCCACGUGGUUCUGAAGGACAAGCCAAAGGAGCCUCUGACCAGCUUCACCGUGUGCCUGAAAUACUACACGGACCUGACCCGGCCCCACGUCCUCUUCUCUUACGCCACCAGGAAACACGACAACGCAAUCCUCCUCUUCAAAGACAAACCCAAUGUGUACAGCCUGUACGUGAAUAAUCAGAAGGUGACCUUCACCACUGAAGGAAACCAGAGCAUUAAAUCAGCCGGGGAGCACAUCUGCAUGAGCUGGGAGUCAGCCACGGGGUUAGUGGGGUUCUGGUUAGACGGGAAACCUUUCCCCCGGAAGGGGCUGAAGAAAGGGGACUCUAUCGAUGCAGAGGCCUCCAUCCUCCUGGGGCAAGAGCAGGAUUCUUUUGGGGGUGGCUUUGAUGUCAACCAAUCCUUUGUGGGGGAAAUCGAAGAUGUGUACAUGUUUGGUCGGGUCCUGUCCCCCAGAGCUGUCAGGGCUGUCAACGUGAACGACGCUCUUUCCAUUUACCUGAUGGCCUGGAGUGCCCUGAGCUUUGAAAUCAGCAGUUAUGUGAGCAUGGAGAUCUCCCUCGUUCUCUUGGACAUGUGAGGUUUGCCACGCAGUGGUCUAAUAGGCAGGCCAGGAUUGGCCUUGAGUAUAUCAAAGUUUUUUGAAUGAUGAUUCUGGGCCUGCCGUGUUGAUCUCGUUUCUCUUCUGCUAGCCCACCAAAGAGGCAUCUUUCAACUGGGGAUUCUUUUCUUUUUAUCAGGGGGAAAGGCCUUCUUCAAAGCAUCCCUCCAGGGGCUGUGGCUGGUGUCUCCCUUCUGUUUCUUUGUAGAUUGUGAACUCUUUGGGGACCGGAGAUCAUCCUUGUAUUAUUACUCUCUCUGUGUAUAUAUAUAUAUAUACCAAUGGCCUUGACGAUGUUUUGUUGAGAAGCGGUGAAUACAUCGAUGUCCUCUCCUGAGGAGUCCAGUGAAAACUGUACUUGUAAUAAAUGUCUUUGCAUUAAAAAUAAAAAUAAAUAAAUAAAA
Hemicordylus capensis (graceful crag lizard) is the source of this 1261-nucleotide messenger RNA. Its product is annotated as serum amyloid P-component-like. Lineage: Eukaryota; Metazoa; Chordata; Lepidosauria; Squamata; Cordylidae. The coding region runs from base 252 to 836 and encodes 194 amino acids. Gene Ontology annotation, biological process: innate immune response. The record is from RefSeq and is a predicted model, not a curated record. The transcript is spliced from 2 exons. Gene Ontology annotation, molecular function: complement component C1q complex binding.